Messenger RNA from Impatiens glandulifera, 3034 nucleotides. Its product is annotated as endoplasmic reticulum metallopeptidase 1. NCBI's taxonomy places the organism in Eukaryota, Viridiplantae, Streptophyta, Magnoliopsida, Ericales, Balsaminaceae. The coding region runs from base 209 to 2959 and encodes 916 amino acids. The record is from RefSeq and is a predicted model, not a curated record. Gene Ontology annotation, molecular function: metalloexopeptidase activity. Gene Ontology annotation, biological process: proteolysis. The transcript has 14 exons.
CUUCUUAAGACUAGUAGCGGUGGAAAACCACAUCAAGUCGACGGAGAGUCCCCGUCUUAUUGCGACGGCGACGGCGAUCAAGGCUUCUAUUCCUCUGCUGUCGAGCUAGAACUUGUCCGCUAUUCAACAGCAGUGAAACAUCUCCGAGCAGCGGCGUGGACAUUUAUCAUCUACUUUUGCAGAGUUGCUUGAAUUAGGGAACAGUAAAAUGGGUAAGAAGUCUCCAAAUACAGCAGCCAAAUCAAGUGUAUCAACUAGUCAACAGUCUACCAUUGGUGGUAACCAGAAGAAUGGUGGUAUGAGGAGCCAAAAGAGAUCAGCAUAUUCAAUGUUGGCUCUAUUCAUUCUUGUCAUAAAUGGCUCUUGGGCUGUUUAUCAUUACCAAUAUGAGAUCAUGCCUGCACCGCUUACUAUUGAGCAGGCAGGGAAGAGGGGUUUUUCUGAGAUGGAAGCCAUGAAGCAUGUUAAGGCACUGACUGAUUUGGGCCCGCAUCCUGUUGGUUCUGAUGCUCUUGAUCUCGCUCUGCAGUAUGUCUUGGCCGCAGCAGAGAACAUAAAGAAGAUGGCUCAUUGGGAAGUUGAUGUUCAAGUUGAUUAUUUUCAUGCAAAAUCUGGUGCUAACCGUUUGGUGGGUGGUCUCUUUAAGGGAAAAACACUCGUUUAUUCAGAUCUGAAGCACAUUGUUUUGAGAGUACUACCUAAAUAUGCAUCUGAAGCAGAGGAAAAUGCUAUUCUGGUCUCCUCCCAUAUUGAUACCGUUUUCUCGACUGGGGGAGCUGGAGAUUGUAGUUCAUGCGUUGCUGUUAUGUUGGAGAUUGCUAGAGGUAUCUCAAACCAGGCUCAUGGAUUCAGAAACUCUGUCAUAUUUUUGUUUAAUACCGGCGAGGAGGAGGGAUUAAAUGGUGCUCACAGUUUCAUAACUCAGCAUCCUUGGAGCGAUUCAAUACGCGUGGCUGUAGAUUUGGAGGCAAUGGGUAUUGGGGGGAAAUCUGGCAUAUUUCAGGCUGGUCCUCAUCCUUGGGCAGUUGAGAAUUUUGCAAUGGUGGCCAAGUAUCCAUCCGCUCAAAUCACCGCACAGGAUCUUUUUUCUUCUGGAGUCAUAAAGUCAGCAACAGAUUUCCAAGUGUACAAGGAACUUGCAGGACUUUCAGGCCUUGAUUUUGCAUAUUCAGAUAAUACUGCUGUAUACCACACAAAGAAUGACAAAUUAGAACUUUUGAAAGCCGGGUCGCUUCAGCAUCUUGGAGAAAACAUGCUUGCUUUCUUGAAUCAUGCAGCUGCUUCCCCUGAUUUUCCUAAAGCUGAUGCAAUUGGAGCAGACUCAAAAAUUGACCAGGAUUCUGCUGUUUUUUUCGACAUUCUGGGGACCUAUAUGGUUGUAUUUUAUCAGAGUCUUGCCAGAAUCCUAUAUAAUUCAGUGAUCCUGCAAUCACUUCUGUUAUGGUCUAUGUCACUGUUUCUUGGAGGCUACACAUCUGUUAUUUCUUUCGCAUUGUCAUGUAUGAGUAUUAUCCUUAUGUGGAUAUUUUCGCUGAGUUUCUCCUGUAUUGUUGCCUUUGUUUUGCCAAUCAUUUCUUCAUCGCCAGUGCCAUUUGUGUCUUCUCCAUGGCUAGUGGUUGGCCUCUUUGCUGCCCCCGCUCUUGUUGGUGCAUUGUUGGGCCAGCAUUUGGGUUAUCUGACUCUUAAGAAGUUUCUAUUACGAGUGUCAUCUCAAAUGAAGGAGAGUGUAUCUCCUGUUGUUCAAGCAGAAUUAUCCAUGUUGAAUGCAGAAAGAUGGCUUUUUAAAGGUGGAACGGUCCAGUGGCUUUUUCUUCUGGUUGUAGGAAACUAUUAUAAAUUUGGUUCUUCAUAUUUGCCUCUUGUUUGGUUAGUCUCACCUGCAAUUGCAUAUGGCUUCCUAGAAGCAACUUUAGCUCCUGCUCGUGUACCAAAGCCACUCAAAAGUCUUACUUUGCUUAUGGGGUUAUCUUUUCCUUUCUUAAUCUCUGCUGGGAGCUUUAUCCGGUUGGUAGGCACAAUUAUUGGCAUUACUGUUCGAUUGGACAGGAAUCCUGGCGACACCCCUGAGUGGCUGGGAAAUUUGAUAAUUGCUGCAUACAUUUCCAUAAUAACAUGCUUAACAUUGGUUUAUCUCCUUUCAUAUGUUCAUUAUUCAGGCGCAAAACCAAUGAUUAUAUUUUCAAGUUGUAUUUUGUUUGGACUAUCACUUUCAGCAGUGUUAUCUGGUGUUGUCCCUCCAUUCAGUGAAGAUACUGCUAGAGCCGUAAAUGUUGUUCAUGUUGUGGAUACAAAUGGAGCAUACAACGGAAAGCAAGAUCCUAGCUCAUAUAUUUCUCUGUUCUCAAAUACUCCUGGAAAAUUGAUCAAAGAGGCUGAACAUCUGGACGGAUUUGUUUGCGGUAGAGAAAAGGUCACUGAUUUUGUUACGUUUUCAGUAAAAUACGGUUGUUGGGCAGAAGACAAUACUCAAAAUGGGUGGAGCACAUCCGAUGUUCCUUCUCUUCAUGUAAAGGAUGACACAGAGGGUGUUGACAGAAUUACCUCCAUUUCAAUUGAUACAAAAGCUUCCAGACGUUGGUCUCUUGCCAUCAACACUGGGAAAAUAGAAGACUUCAAGCUAAAAGGCACUGAUAAUACCAGAGAAGAUUACUCUGAAGAAUUGGUUUCCUUUGGUGAAAAGAGCAGCGUUGAUGGAUGGCACAUUAUCCAGUUUUCUGGAGGGAAAAGUGCGGCUACAAACUUUGAUUUGACACUCAUCUGGGUCAGAAAUCAUACCCGGUCUAAUGAAGAAAAAGAGGACAAUUUACUCUUAAAGCUGAGAACCGAUGUAGGGAUACUCACGCCACAAGUAAAAAAGGUUUUCGAAAAGCUUCCUGCUUGGUGUUCGGAAUUUGGAAAGUCGACCUCUCCAUACAAUAUGGCUUUCUUAACCAGUCUCCCUGUGAAAUUUUCUAAUUAAUAAACUGCCAGUCUUAAUCUAAACCCAAACAGAUUAUUUUAUUAGUUUUACAGGAAUAAAUGUUUUAUUUUUCUU